This is a messenger RNA of Metarhizium album ARSEF 1941, 1476 nucleotides long. RefSeq names its product cysteine desulfurase. Bases 1 to 1476 code for a protein of 491 amino acids. The record is from RefSeq and is a predicted model, not a curated record. Lineage: Eukaryota; Fungi; Ascomycota; Sordariomycetes; Hypocreales; Clavicipitaceae. The transcript has a single exon.
AUGUCCGACCUGACGGAGCAGUAUCCCGAGUACAGUCGGACCGCGAAGCUCGACGCUCUGCGGGCCACGCAGUACGGCUAUCUCGACGAGCAACGACACAUCUACCUCGACUACACCGGCGCCGGGCUCGCCGCCCGCUCCCAGCUCCGGGCUCACAGGAGCCGGCUGGACGGCGCAACGUUUGGAAACCCGCACUCGGAGAACCCGACCAGCCGCUCCGCCACGGAGCUGGUCGAGCGGGCGAGGCGCCGGGUCCUGCUGCACCUCAACGCGUCUCCCGAAGACUACCACGUCAUAUUCACGCCCAACGCCACGGGCGCCGCCAAGCUCGUCGGCGAGUCGUACCCCUUCCUCAAGACGUCGAGGCUCGUCCUGACCGCCGACAACCACAACUCCCUCAACGGCCUGCGCGAGUACGCCCGGCGGGCCGGCGCAAAGAUGCGGUACAUCCCCAUGCGGCCAAAGGACCUGCGCAUCGACACCGAGGCCGUCGCCGCGGCGCUGGCUCCCCCCCGCGCCUGGCCGUGGCGCCGGGGGCAGCAGCAGCGGCAGCGGCAGCGGCAGCCCUCGAGCCGGCAGCGAGGCCUCUUUGUCUACCCGGCGCAGAGCAACUUCAGCGGCGUGCGCCAUCCGCUGAGCUGGAUCAAGCUCGCCCAGGACGGCGGCUACGACGUGCUCCUCGACGCGGCCGCCUACCUGCCCACGAGCCAGCUCGACCUGUCCGCCGUCAACCCCAGCUUCGUCAUCGUCAGCUGGUACAAGGUGUUUGGCUUCCCGACCGGCGUCGGGUGUCUGGUCGCGCGCCGCGACGCCCUGGCCAAGCUCGCCCGGCCGUACUUUGCCGGGGGCACCGUCAAGGCGGCCACCGUCGCCGUCCCCUGGCACGCGCUCGCGUCGGGCGAGGCCGCCUUCGAGGACGGCACCGUCAACUACCUGUCCAUCCCGGACGUCCACGUCGGCCUGGACUGGAUCUCGUCGGUCGGCAUGGACACCAUCGCCACCCGCGUGCGCUGCCUGACGGGCUGGUUCAUCGACCGCCUGCUCAAGCUGCGGCACAGCGACGGCCGGCCCAUGGUCGCCCUCUACGGCCCGGCCGACGUCGAGGCCCGCGGCGGCACCGUCGCCUUCAACUUCAUCGACGCCCAGGGAAAGGCCGUCGACGAGCGCCUCGUCGCCCACGAGUCCAGCAGGGCCCGCAUCUCCCUCCGCACCGGCUGCUUCUGCAACCCCGGGGCGGGCGAGGCCGCCUUUGGCAUCGCCGCCGGCACCCUCAAGCCCCUCGUCGGCCAGAACGGCGGCGCCUCCUUUGACGACUUCCUCCGCCUCGCGCAGCUGCCUACCGGCGGCGCCAUCCGCGUCUCGUUCGGCAUCGCCUCCACGAGCAGCGACGUCGACUACUUUAUUGCCUUUGCGUCGGCCACGUACAAGGACCGCGUCACCACUACCGACGGCCUGCCGCCCCGGCCUGGCUGUUGA